Messenger RNA from Enterobius vermicularis (human pinworm), 2865 nucleotides. NCBI's taxonomy places the organism in Eukaryota, Metazoa, Nematoda, Chromadorea, Rhabditida, Oxyuridae. The record is from the annotation of a GenBank genome assembly.
AUGGUUGGAAAGGAAGAGGAUUUUUUUGUUGAAGGGGGAAGAGGCUACAGAGGGAUGGCUAUUGCGUAUGAACAUUAUGAAGGAGAGAAGCCAGGAGGAUCCAAAGAUAACAGUGAUGUUAAAAGUGAAGUCUUGGAACCGUUUAGAGGAUAUGAGAAGAAGGGACGUAGCAGAGGCGGCUUACGGCUUUUAAAAGGAACAGAAAAGCGGCACAGUAUUCCCAAGAAAUCCCACUGGGAGCACAGAACGCUAGAAGUCCUUACUCCAGAAGCUUGGAAUAAAUUUGGAGAUCUUGAAAAACGCGAAAUAAGCAACUUGUACAUUCCAGAUAGAAUUCCAACUGAAACAGAAAAGUUACUGUGUGAGUUCCACCCUGAGGUUGGAAGGGUGACAAGGAACCAGUUGAAAGCGAUGAGAGCAACGUAUGUUAAAACGGAGGUUGAGGAUAGUGAAACGAACAAUCGUGAAAAAAAGAGUAAUUCAAAAAAGGGAAAGAGUUCGGCUGCUGCAGAUAUGAGCUCCACUGCAUCGGAAUCAGAAAAGAUCAGUGUUUUUAGUUUUGAACCUGCAGCUGUAAAACCAGAGUUGGUUUCUGAGGCGCAUACUUCACCUCCCACUUCCGAAAAAACGAGUUCUGAAAUUGGUUUUUCGCUUGCUAUAGUCAAAAACGAGGAAUCAAAUGGGCCGGUAUCUGCCUUUGAUUCACCGAUGACCGAUGAGGUUGAUACAAAUAAUGGCUUUGAUGACAGUCAGAAGAGGGGUAGAGGCAGGCCAAAGGGUUCAAGGAGGCCGCGUAAGACGUCGAGAGGCUCUUGUUCUAACGGAAAAAAAGUUCCAAAAAAGGCUGGGGCAAAAUCGUUACCAUCCGCUGGUAACCAGAAAAAGAAAGUUAUAGCUUCCGGUAAGGAACAUAGCCGCAGUAAUGGUAAAGCAACUCGAAAAAGGCGCAUGACAAGUAAAAGCGAUGCGGCUGACAAUGACUUAGAGGCUGCAACUGAGCUCGUUUGUGGUGUUGCGGAUGAUAAAGGUUCAGCAAAGUCGACCAUUUCUCAGCCUCCAAGAAAACGUGUGAGAAAGAAAAGUUUAUCUGUCACGCGCUCACAUAAUAAAGCAGCAGAGAAUGUUCCUGAUAGCUUGAACUUUGUCGACGGUGAUCGUUCUAGUUUGGAAGAGCCUAACGUUGCGUUUAAUGAAAAUAUAGUUGAUUUGGAAGUUGGAAAUGGUGAGGAUAAAACAGCGAGAAGCUCUUCAAGUGAAGAUGUGGUUGGGAGCCAGUGUGAGUUAGAAGAGACGGAAGAACGAAGUAUUAAAGAUAGUUCUUUCUCAGUACGUCAACAGGGAACUAAACGACGUAAAAAAUCUGUGCAAAAACUGGGAAAUCGGGUUAAUUCACCAAACUCAUUGGCUGAAACUACCGCUGGGAAAAAGCGAGGGCGACCACGGAAAGCAAUGGGAAGAAGGAGCUCUAACACUGUAAAAGAAAAUUUGAACGGUCUGCUCAAAAAAGAUGCAGUUACUUUUCAGAGUAGUUCUCAGGAAGACAGUUUUCUUGACGUCUCCAAAAGUUCAUCAGAUACUGAAGAAGGAAAUCCUAUUAUAUCGGCAUCUGAAGCUCUACCGCCUAGUUCGAGCGAAACAACUUAUGCUUCAACGGACAAUGUUCCCGAAGUUACUGUGGCUGUGCCCUCUGAAGUCCAGAUUGAAAUGAAGUUUGAAGAGCAGCGUGGUCACCCGCUAUGUGCCGAGUACUCAAACUUUCCUAUGCCAAAAGCUUCAAGCGGCAUAUCCCUUAACGAUCUUGUAGCAGGAUGCUCUUCGCUAAGGGCUGAUGAAACGAUUGCACCAGUGAAAACUCUUCUGGAUUUGCGAGCAGCCGUUUUGCAAGGUAAUAUUCCUCUUGCAAAAACUAGUCUACAGCAUUCUAUGUGGCGCAAUAGUGCUCUUCACUUGGAUGAAAAACGUUUUGGGAAAAGCUUAGUAAUGGAGAUUUGUGAGAAGUCUUGCGAUGAAGCCCAUAUUCUCGAUGACAUGUUGCGUCUUCUUGUUUAUGCUGGCGCCCGGUUAGAUAUCGUUGAUGAUCAGCGUGGCCGAACGCCCCUGCAUUUUGCAGCAGCUAACGAAUUAUGGUGCCGAAUUCGUGUGUUACUUGCUUUGAGGUCACCUGUGAAUACAAAAGAUAAAGAUGGUAAAACGCCGUUGCAAAUUGUCAUGUCGAGUCGAGCCUCAAAUUUUCACGUUGUACGGGCUAUUUACCUGUUACUGGAAUAUGGUGCUGAUGUAAAUGAGAUUAUUGAACGACAACAAAAAAACAGGUUUUAUACCGGAACUUUUUUAUUUGUCCCACGGCUUAUUGACUAUCGGGAAAAGCUUACGAAACAUUUUGAAGAGGCGAGGCAAAAAGUUUUGAUUGACAUGACAGUGAAAAGAUCAAUCACUCCUGUAAUUGUUCGCGGGAUAUGGGAAUGUUAUGGAAGAAACAGGGUUAUCAAAUAUGACUUCAAACAUGAAUCGAGUUAUCUACCUAAUAUACGAUAUAUGUAUGUUAUUGUUCUGGCGCUUUUUGACUACAGAGGACCGCGUCUGUGGAAAAUAAGGAUGUGGGGUAGCAGUCCAUUUGAAAAGGUGUUGCUAAACGGAAAGCCAGCGCGCAGUUUACAGUCGGAUGAGAAUGGGUUUCUUUACGCAGCACAGCUUCACGAUGGGUUUAACCAACUUCAUUUACAUAUGAAGGAAGCUGCUGAGUGGAAAAAGUUGUUAGUACUAACCCAGGUUUUACUUGUUCAACUCCAUAAGCCAACUGUUACUGUCCCACCUCCUCCACUUGAAGUGGCUCCUGAGAGUGGCACAGACUGGCGCAAAGAAUGA